Gigantopelta aegis is the source of this 2425-nucleotide messenger RNA. RefSeq lists its product as uncharacterized. The coding region runs from base 710 to 2104 and encodes 464 amino acids. The record is from RefSeq and is a predicted model, not a curated record. The transcript is spliced from 2 exons. Lineage: Eukaryota; Metazoa; Mollusca; Gastropoda; Neomphalida; Peltospiridae.
UUUGUUAAGCAGAUCCGUAUUAUGCACGAAAAAAGGACGUGACUGUUCCAAAAAUGAGCGAUCGGACAAAAGCAAAUGUUUACUUUCAGAUAAAGUGUUACACGGGCAGGGCAAUCACUUCAAUUUUCCUUUAUGUCCGCGUACAAGAACAGUAAACCACUUUUCUUUUUGUCACGUCCCCAUGAAGCAGUGCACCCUCUCGACCUGUUCCUGGUCGGCAGUGGCCCGCAGUCCUCACUCGAAUAAGUGUGUUCAGUCGCGUGGAACAAACAUAUUUCAAAUAAUUUCAUGGCCCAGUCCCGACAAGAUCUAAACUAUACGGACUAUUUUUUUUUUAUCUCACAAUCCGUUCUAACACGGAAAAUCAAGACGGCUGUGUCAAAGGACUUCGACUGUGCAUAUUGCUAUUGAAGCACACGUUUUAUUGUUCCGGAUCACGCAAAGAGUCUGCGUCACAACACAGUGGGACAUUGUUGCUGGAGAAAACAAAGUGGAUUGAAGUUCAUCACAGCAAGAAGACAGCGAGAAGACCAUCAGCCAUCUUAGAUGUCGUCUGAAUCCCAGCCAAGUGAGGUCGCGCUCUAACUGUGAAUAGUUUUUGUUUCAUCAAGUCAUGGACGUGAAGUAAAAAACAUUAAACAUGGCCUCUUCCUCUUUGUUAGCGUAUUGCUGAAAUGUUUCAAAGUGCCGAGGGACCAGCGUCUAAGCGAUGGGCCUCUCGAAAAAGCUGGGACUUAAGGGGGCUAGUUUGUGCACCCCGAAUGAGGUCGAGUAUCAGUGGAGCAGCCAGUCGUACACACUGUCUGAAAUUACCAGGAAAUUCAGAUUGCCUCGCGUGGUUCAGAGUAUAGCAGACUCGUGUAGUGUCGUCUGGAACCAGUUCAGGUUCGAUCUGAACCAGCCUCUGUUGUUGUACAGUAAAAGGGUGGUUCGCAAAGUGAAGGCAAAAAGUUUAAAAUUUGACCAAAAGCAAAACAACUUUGUUCAGUUUGGUCCUCCGAUUAUCAUUCCUGAAGAUUAUGAUGGAUGGUUCAGUGUCGUUCGAACGCAGUCUGAAAUUCCUCCCCGCCAUACGAGAAUCGAAGACGUGGCUAAGAGUCCAACUCGUCGUUUCCUCGUUACAACACAACUUCCGGCCCUUGUCAUCACCCCUGGGCCAAACGGAGAGGCGCAAUACGUCUCGACUGACGUAACACCGGGAGAGGUUCUCACAAAACUGUGUAUCUGUGAAGGAGACUCUACGGUAAUGGCGCAUUUCCCUUCUGUGGGGAAAAACAAAACCUUGUUGAGAUGCAUCGACGAGAAGAGGGAUGAACUUCUAAUUCCGUUUAAGCACAGGGCAAUAAUGUACGAGGUGUUUGACAAGAAAGACAAAGAUCCGCAGGGUCUGGUUAGAAUAUGGCAGAUUGCGCACGAAGGUGAAUAUCGCUUCCCAGCAAUCGUACGUCAUGUGUAUGGUGAUCCCCCAGCUCUGGCCUACUCCUUUACUGGCACCUUACAACUCGAAAGUGCAUUCUACGAAGAAACUGUUAUGGCCAGUACGCUGAAAAACGAAAAUAUCAUGCCCUUAGAAAUGAAAUCAGAAUCUAGGGUUAGGUUUUCUAUUGCCUUAAAUGAAGCAGAUAUAUCACGGACAAGCGAAUACACGUCUGCCAUCGGGGCAUGUGAGGCAACAGCAGUGGAGUAUGUUUCACAAAUGAAGGUUGCGUUUGUUCUGAAACCAGAAAUGCCGUCUCUAGAGGACCUCAAUCUGUCAAUGUAUGAAGCCGGAAGUGACACUGAAGACGUUGAUGCCCAAUCGGAAUUUGUGAUUGAUUGGGAUCCAGAAAGAACUAGUAGUAUCGCUAGUAAUGAACUUGUCAGCAUUCAAAAUGACCAGGCUGAUCAGAGACAACAAUACCAAUCAGUAAUACCCGGUGAUGAUACUGUCUGUUCAUCAAAUACUAAUGCGCAGGCGAAAAGGUUAACCUCAACUGAAAAUAUAGCUUCUCACAAACAUUACGACAUAGAGAACGCUUCUUCAAAGGAUGAUGGAAGUGAGAUAGAUAUGGACAUAAAUGAUUUAAAUGACUCUGGUGUUUCAUUUAAGGAGGAAAUGGUUUAAUAUUUUUAAAAGUAUUUUUCGGGACUGUAUUAAUGAUAAUAAUAAUAACAGAUGAUUUGAACUAAAGUAUUUGUAUCAUGGAACUAAUUAGUUUUGUGAUUGAAAUACAUGUAUUGUGCAAUAUAGACGUAAUAUAAUUAAAUAUCUAUGUUAGUACAUGUAGAUAGCAGGCAUUUUUCUACUUUUUCAUAGAACGUAGGCCUACUGGCUUCUUGCAAGUGACUUGUGUUAAGUUUUUAGUUCUAAAGAACAAUAUGUUCUCUGCUUGUUUAUGAUAAGACUUGUAUAUAAAAAAGGAUUAAGUAUCCGGAUUAGAAUAUG